AUGCAGCGAGAAAUCGCUGGCGACUUGGGAGAAGUGACGCCAGCGACAAUGAGUAAAAAUGAAGGUGACAGUACAAACGGGGUGUAUACCACUCAGUAUGCAAAUAAUUUGAAAAUAGCAAUAACAAGAGCCAUCAAGAAGCGACGGAUAGCGAUUGCAACUGCUGUAACGUUGGAGUUGCAAAGAAUACAAAAGAAACGAAAGUACAAAAAGAAACAGUAUUGGGUAGCUCCAUACUUAAAAGACUGUCAGAAGCAUAGCUUCUUUCAUGUGUCCAUCUCUAAACUGACGUUGGAAGAUGGCAUACGUUAUUAUAACUAUUUUCGAAUGUCGGCAACGCAGUUAGAAGGACUGUUGUUAUUAGUUGGAGCACAAUUGCAAAAAAUGAAUGUUGUUCGAGAGUGUAUAGGACCUAAAGAACGCUUGGCGUUAACAUUAAGAUAUCUUGCAUCUGGUGAUUCGAUGAUCUCAAUGUCAUACCAAUAUCUCGUAGGAGUUAGCACAGCAAACAACAUAAUUGGAGAGACGUGCAAAGCGAUUUGGGAUAUCUUACAUCCACUAGUUUUACCACGUGCAUUAACUGAAACAGCGUGGUUAAAUAUUGCGCAGAAUUUCAAGGAUAAAACAAAUUGUGCCCACUGCUUUGGCGCCAUUGAUGGCAAACAUGUGACCAUACAGUGUCCCAAUAAUGCCGGUUCCACCUAUUUCAAUUACAAACAAUCGCACAGCAUUGUUCUAUUGUGUAUUUGUGAUACAAAUUAUAUUAUCCGAUUUGUGGACAUCGGAGCAUACGGCCGACGAAGUGAUGGCGGAAUUUUUGGAGACAGUAUUAUAGGGAGAAAUUUUGACUCUCAACGCAUGAACGUGCCGAAGCCAGCAGCUGUUGAAGAUGGACGAACUCUACCAUUCAUUCUUGUGGGAGACGAGACUUUCCCCUUAAAACCAUAUCUGCUUAGACCCUACCCAGGCAAAAAUGGAUUGACUCCGCAGCAGGACAUUUUUAACUAUCGGUUAAGUCGUGCAAGAAGAAUGGUCGAGAAUACAUUUGGUAUUUUAGCGAGUCAAUGGCGAGUGUAUCGUAAACCGAUUAUUGCUCUGCCACAAACUGCUACAUCAAUCGUGCAAGCAACAAUGUGUUUGCAUAACUGGCUCCGAAAAGAAGACAUCGGAAGAAAUAUUUAUGUCCCUCUAAAUAUGAUCGACAAAGAGAAUAAUGGAGGAUAGAUGCGCAUUUCAAAAUAUUACUAAUUGUGGAACCAACACAAGUACUCGAUACUGCAUGGUAAUUCGUGAUAAAUUUCGCGAUUACUUUUGUAAUGAAGGAUCAAUACCGUGGCAAUUUAA
This is a messenger RNA of Monomorium pharaonis (pharaoh ant), 1344 nucleotides long. RefSeq names its product protein ALP1-like. The record is from RefSeq and is a predicted model, not a curated record. The transcript is spliced from 4 exons. Bases 1 to 1224 code for a protein of 407 amino acids. NCBI's taxonomy places the organism in Eukaryota, Metazoa, Arthropoda, Insecta, Hymenoptera, Formicidae.